Zerene cesonia (dogface butterfly) is the source of this 1173-nucleotide messenger RNA. RefSeq lists its product as uncharacterized. The record is from RefSeq and is a predicted model, not a curated record. The transcript is spliced from 6 exons. NCBI's taxonomy places the organism in Eukaryota, Metazoa, Arthropoda, Insecta, Lepidoptera, Pieridae. The coding region runs from base 130 to 861 and encodes 243 amino acids.
UAGAACGCACGUAUUACAUUCCCGAAUAACUUUUCGUUAUUUACAUUUACGAUAAGAAAUAAGUGAAAUAUAUUGUUAUACGAUAAAUAUUAAUGUUCGUGUGAUGUGAACCUUUGGAUUGAACUCUCAAUGCCCGUACUAGCAAAACCAGCUAUGUGGUCGAGGAAGCAGUCGGUCUGCAGUGCGGUGAGCGGCCUCUCCAGAGGGGAGGACCAGGGUAUAGCUGGGGAGCUGUAUCCAUUCGCUAUUGCACUGCGAGUGCGGGUAUUACAGAUUGUAUGCGGUAUAGGAGGCCUAGUUGUGGGUGCUGUGGGCUGGUUGGAAGAGAAACAAAGACCAGUCCUGGGGCUUGGUGUUCCUGCUGGGGCAAUUACGGUGCUUGCUGCUGCACUAUCGGUGUACUACAGCCGAGGUUUCGGAGGUUGGGUCUCUGCUCGCACUCAAACCUCAAGAUCCUGGGGAUCACCUUGGAGAGUUCUGGGCCCUUCACCGUGCGCAGCAGUUCCCUUGACUAUAUUAUGGAUAGCUGCUACAGGAGCUCAUGUAGCCAUGUUCACGUUUUGUGUACGAUCGCUCAUGAAUCUUGGGUGCGGUACAAGAACAUGUAUAGGUGUAGCUGUAGCUCAACUGACCUUCUCCAUAACUACAUUAGCUACAGUAGUCUACAUGGUGCACCUAGAUUUGAGGUUUGACGCGGCGCUGUCCCCGCCCCGACAAAAUGAUGGACAGACCUGUACAGCAGUGUCUAUGGUUCCAUUGACGUCGAUUGCGGUUAACAGUGGGUAUAGUGGGGAAGGUGCGCCUGAUAGCAGUCCUCUCAAUAAGGAAAAAGAUCCGCAGCCUCCGGAACCGCCUACUUGAUGUAGAAAUACUGCCCAAGUAUAGAAAAGUGUACAGUUAACCUAUAAUUUUUAUCUUUAUAUGACAGUCUGUUUUAUAAUCGAUGUUCAUGGGGACAGAUUAUAAAAAAUAAAGAUUUGUCAAGAGAAAUUGUGACAAUUCACUCGAAACCGUUGGAAUAAGUUAUAGGUCAACAUGAUCUAAUAUUUUGUAAGAUUUUAUAUGGACGUCACUUCAUAAUUCAAUGAUGUUUAAAUGAACAAAUUUUGGUUAUGUGUAAAAUAUUUCUAACACUUUUAAUAGAUAUAUAUCUAAAUAAUAAAGAUUAUUAGU